This is a messenger RNA of Diospyros lotus (date-plum), 539 nucleotides long. Its product is annotated as sm-like protein LSM5. Gene Ontology annotation, cellular component: U6 snRNP; U4/U6 x U5 tri-snRNP complex; Lsm1-7-Pat1 complex. The transcript has 4 exons. Gene Ontology annotation, biological process: mRNA splicing, via spliceosome. NCBI's taxonomy places the organism in Eukaryota, Viridiplantae, Streptophyta, Magnoliopsida, Ericales, Ebenaceae. Gene Ontology annotation, molecular function: RNA binding. Bases 102 to 368 code for a protein of 88 amino acids. The record is from RefSeq and is a predicted model, not a curated record.
CUGCUACUGGGGAGCAUAAAGAUUUCCCGUGCGACCGCAGUCUCACCGGCUACCGCAAAAUCUCCCUCACUGCGAGCAAGACAAGGGAGAAGCAAGCCGCCAUGUCUUCCAACAAUCCCUCUCAGCUCCUCCCGUCCGAGCUGAUUGAUCGUUGCAUUGGGUCGAAGAUAUGGGUGAUAAUGAAAGGCGAUAAGGAGCUCGUUGGGACGCUUAGAGGUUUUGAUGUCUAUGUCAACAUGGUUCUCGAAGAUGUCACUGAAUAUGAAAUCACUUCUGAAGGGCGACGGAUCACAAAGCUUGAUCAGAUCCUGCUCAAUGGCAACAACAUUGCCAUUUUGGUACCAGGUGGCUCUCCUGAUCCAGAAUGAGGCAUAUAACCAUCUUUUCUUUGUUUCAGUAUGUUCCUGGAAGACAAUAUUAUCGUGUAGAAUAGGCUUUUAUAGAAAUUCCAACAACCAAAACCAUCCCUUUUAUUAACAUCCUGUAACUUGCACAAGUGAUGACGAAACUUUGCAGAAAGGAUGAAUAGUUUCCAUCUA